Messenger RNA from Fomitopsis serialis, 813 nucleotides. RefSeq lists its product as uncharacterized. NCBI's taxonomy places the organism in Eukaryota, Fungi, Basidiomycota, Agaricomycetes, Polyporales, Fomitopsidaceae. The transcript has 2 exons. The record is from RefSeq and is a predicted model, not a curated record. Bases 1 to 813 code for a protein of 270 amino acids.
AUGCUCGUUGGCUCCUCUGCGCGAUGCUGGCUCCUCCUCGUCUGCCUUGCUGUCCUCUGUGCGGCCGCACUCGCUGAGAAUGUGACCAUACAGUCCACUGCGUCGGAGAUCGCGUACAGCCCGCCUGCAUGCAACACCACGGCGGCGUCGUGCGAGAGUGCAUGGUACGUCGCAAUCUCCCCGGACGACCCCACCGCACUCGUCACCUCUACGAGCGGGCCGACCAACGGGAGCGCCGCCCUCGUCCCGCAGCUCUUCCUCACCUUCACCGGCACGGCGCUCUACAUCCGCACCUCCAACGCGUCCACCGCCGUCGUCAACGUCAGCCUCGCCACGCACAAUCCUGACUUCGCCAUCACCGCGACCGUCGACACCGCGGAGACCGCAAAUGGACUGAUCACCGUCGUCGGGCUUCCGAGCGACCGCCCGACGACGCUCACGAUGAUGUUCGUGCCGUCGCUCACCGCGACGACGCUCGACGUCUCCAAUAUCACGAUCGUCACGACAGGUAAUGAGUGCGUGUCAGUGUUCCACUUGCUCGUGUGCUCCGGGCUGAAUGCGUUAUGGUCCCGCAGUUCGCCGUUCUCGUCCUCACCGUUACCCAGUUCCACUGCAAUACCCACCUUCUCGCCCGUCGUAUCCCCGGCGACGUCUUCACAAGCGUCCUCGAAGCAAACGCACGACGACAUCAUCGCUGAGGUGCUCGGCGCCGUCCUCGGGGUCGUGGUCUGCCUCUUUGCUGCUGUCGGUCUACUCUUCUGGAAAAAGCGUCGGCGGAAACAAGUGUACCCACCUCAGACUCCCGGUGACUGA